This is a messenger RNA of Caretta caretta (loggerhead turtle), 1200 nucleotides long. It is a transcript of the gene GJA8, whose product is annotated as gap junction protein alpha 8. Gene Ontology annotation, molecular function: gap junction channel activity. The record is from RefSeq and is a predicted model, not a curated record. NCBI's taxonomy places the organism in Eukaryota, Metazoa, Chordata, Testudines, Cheloniidae. Gene Ontology annotation, cellular component: connexin complex. Gene Ontology annotation, biological process: gap junction-mediated intercellular transport; cell-cell signaling.
AUGGGUGACUGGAGUUUCUUGGGGAACAUUUUAGAAGAAGUGAAUGAGCACUCCACAGUCAUCGGGAGAGUCUGGCUCACUGUGCUCUUCAUUUUUCGAAUCCUGAUUCUGGGAACAGCUGCUGAAUUUGUCUGGGGAGAUGAACAGUCAGACUUUGUGUGCAACACACAGCAGCCUGGUUGUGAGAAUGUCUGCUACGAUGAGGCCUUCCCUAUUUCCCACAUCCGGCUCUGGGUCCUGCAGAUCAUCUUUGUCUCUACCCCUUCACUGGUGUACGUGGGGUACGCGGUGCAUCAUGUACGGAUGGCGGAGAAGAAGAGAGAGAGGGAGCGGGCAGAAAGGCAACAGCAAGCUGAGAUGGAUGAAGAGAGGCUACCCCUGGCUCCAGACCAAGAGAGCACCAGGAACACCAAUGAAAUCAACCCCAAAGGGGCCAAGAAGUUCCGACUGGAGGGAACACUCCUGGGAACCUACAUCUGUCACAUCAUUUUCAAAGCCAUUUUCGAGGUGGGGUUCAUAGUGGGCCAGUACUUCUUAUAUGGCUUCCGAAUUCUGCCCCUGUACCGCUGUGGCCGGUGGCCCUGCCCCAACCUUGUGGACUGCUUUGUAUCCAGGCCCACUGAGAAGACAGUCUUCAUUAUGUUUAUGCUGGCCGUGGCCUCAGUAUCCCUCAUCCUCAACCUUGUGGAGAUCAGUUACUUGAUCUUGAAAAGGAUCCGCCUGGUUUUCAGGAGGCCAACAGAAGAACAACAGAGGGAGAUCCCAGAGAAGCCCCUCCACUCCAUUGCAGUCUCUUCCAUUCAGAAGGUCAAGGGCUACAGGCUGCUGGAGGAGGAGAAGCCAGUGUCCCACUAUUUACCUUUGACAGAAGUGGGGGUAGAAGCUGGUCCCCCUCCAUCUUCUUUCAAUGACUUGGAUGAGAAGCUUGGUAUGGGGCCCCUGGAAGACCUAUCCAGGGCCUUUGAUGAGAGGUUGCCUUCCUAUGCUCAAGCAGAAGAGCAGAAAGAGGAGAAGGUAGAAGCAGGGGAAGAGGAACAGGAACCAGAAGAAGAGCAGGAGGUGGAGAAGGUGGUAGAGGAGCAGGAGCCACCAGGAGAGGAACUGCCUUCAGUGCCUGUAGAACUGACAGCUGAUACGAGACCUCCCAGCAGGCUAAGCAAAGCCAGCAGCCGGGCCAGGUCAGAUGAUUUGACUGUAUAA